CUGUCAUCAUCGUUCGUACAAUGCGAAAAGGGAAGUUGAAAGAAGUGGGAGAGGGACAUCACGGAGCCUUAUGAAAUCAAACGCCACAGGAGCUGAGUGGAUAUCCGACACAUUGUGAAGUGCUGCGGUUCUUUGCCUGGAGAGACACAUAGCUUCCUCCUUUUCGUAGGUAUUUUCUGCAGUUUUCCACAGUACGUCAGCGUGCAGAGUAAGAGACCAGACAGUGUGACAUGGCAAGUAGAGGCGGAGCUACACGACCCAAUGGGCCGAACGCAGGCAACAAGAUCUGCCAGUUCAAACUUGUGCUUUUAGGAGAGUCGGCUGUGGGGAAGUCAAGUCUCGUACUUCGUUUCGUCAAGGGGCAGUUUCAUGAAUUCCAAGAGAGCACAAUUGGAGCUGCCUUCCUGACUCAGACAGUAUGUUUGGACGACACAACAGUCAAGUUUGAAAUCUGGGACACAGCUGGUCAGGAGCGCUACCACAGUCUGGCUCCCAUGUACUACAGAGGUGCCCAGGCAGCCAUUGUGGUGUACGACAUAACAAAUGAGGAGUCAUUUGUGCGGGCGAAGAACUGGGUUAAAGAGCUCCAGAGACAAGCCAGUCCAAACAUUGUAAUAGCUCUGGCUGGGAACAAGGCUGAUCUCGCAAACAAGAGAGCACUGGACUUCCAGGAUGCACAGUCGUACGCAGACGAUAACAGCUUGCUUUUUAUGGAAACAUCAGCAAAGACCUCUAUGAACGUGAACGAGAUCUUCAUGGCCAUCGCAAAGAAGCUUCCCAAGAACGAGCCUCAGGCGGCCGGAGCCGGCAGCGGGCGGAACCGAGGAGUGGACCUGACAGAGACGGCUCAGCCCAGCAGCCGCCCCUGCUGCAGUAACUAACCCGGCUCUUCCUGCUCAUCCUCACCCCACACACACACACACACACACCCACACACCCACACACCCACACACCCACACACCCACACACCCACACACCCACACACCCACACACCCCUUCCCUCCUGCCCCCCCUCCUCCCCCAUCUGAACAUCUGGACAUCGGGCUCCCUGGCUUCCUGACGUCAGACCUCACUCCCCUGGAAUAGCAUAAAGACUCUGUAUAGCUGCAUUUCUAAUACCUUUUUUUUUUGUUUUUUUGUUGAUGUUCUCUUUUUUUCUUUUUCCUUUUUUUUUUAAACUUUUUUUAAGAAGUGUAUAUCAGUAUAAUGGAUGCAUGUAUCACUACAACGCCUAAAAAACAACACAUUUUAUUUCUUCUUCAGUUGAAAGACUAACCCCCCCCCCCCCACACACAUUUAGGAAAGACGAGCAAGAGAAACACCUGUGAACGUGUGAGUGUGUUGUGUGUGAAUUUUUGAAUGAUCUGUGGAUGGGAAGGUGUGGUCCUCAUUUGUCACUUCACAGGGUCGACGAAAAUAAACGACGACUGUCCUGCAAUACAGAAUAAGUGUGCAGGUUGAGUCGUGCUCACAAUCAGGAGAAAACCAAAUUGUCACAGUCUUGAGACGUCAGAUUUUUUUCUGACUGUUGUGGAAGCCGAGAAUCUGUUACACGAGAAGACAUCGUAAUCCGAGGAGUCUGAUGGAAAGUGCUGGAAAAAACUGAACUGUCUGAAAACAUUUGGCAAGGACUGAAAAAUAAAUACACAUCUGGCUUCCCGUUAUGUGCAAACAUCUGUACAUUAUAUCACACAACGAAGUCUUCGAGGGCUGGAAAAACAUGGAGCAGAAUCACCAGGAACUACGAUUUAACGAGAGGCUGCUGAACGAGGAUGUGAACAGGGGUUGGGUGAUUUUCUUUCCAUGUUAACGUUUAAGUAUUCCUUCAUGUCGUGGUAUCAUAAAGUCCGUCACAGAAGCCUCCAGAGGUCAAAAUCUGACACUGAUUCAGAAAAAGAAAACAAACAGCGAACCCUGAAGACUGUUGGAACAACCUGCUCGCAAAGACUGUUAACAUUCGACUCUGACAACUUGUCUUUGUAAAAUUUGCUCUGUUUCUGUUCAGGCCAGUAGUCAGACCGCAGUAAUGUGGGCGACCUUCAUCAGAGUGUGGGAGGCGGGCGGCGGAGGGGGCCGGGCUUGUUUUUAGAAUAGAGUUCAGACGGCACACGACAAGAAACAGAAAAUUGGACUUGUUCCCAUCAUCACCCAAAAAAAAAAAACUCUAAUGUUGUUAUAGGGGUGCAAUGUCGUCUUCUUCCUGGAAAUGAUUUAGAGAUUCUGAACAAUUGUACAGUUCAACAUAGGUCUGCUUAUUUUAUUUUGAUCUCCAUCCUCGUCACAAACUGGUCAGGUGUUAAGAUGGUCUUUUUUUUUUUUUCAGGUCUAUGUAGUGUUAUUAACAGAAUCCCUCUCUGGUGUCUUGUUACUUUGCUCUAAGAAAUGGUCCAUGGUCAUGUUUGAAAGGAACUUUUAUUGCAUUGCACAGUGUUGAUCAUGUUUGAAUUAAUGACUGCCCUUCGAUUUUAUACGACGGACUGUAUUGGACUCUGCUAACCUCCGGCUAUAAGCAGGUAGCAUCAUUAACCUUACAGCUCAAUGAAUUUUAAUGAUGUAAAACAACAUUACUAGUGAUGGGCUGCUGAUCAGUUUUGAGUGUCUGAAUACAACUUAAUAAAUUCAAUAAAGAGG
Labrus mixtus (cuckoo wrasse) is the source of this 2631-nucleotide messenger RNA. It is a transcript of the gene rab5ab, whose product is annotated as RAB5A, member RAS oncogene family, b. Gene Ontology annotation, molecular function: GTP binding; GTPase activity. Lineage: Eukaryota; Metazoa; Chordata; Actinopteri; Labriformes; Labridae. The record is from RefSeq and is a predicted model, not a curated record. The transcript has 6 exons. The coding region runs from base 231 to 881 and encodes 216 amino acids.